Molecule: messenger RNA, 1780 nt
Organism: Capra hircus (goat)
Lineage: Eukaryota; Metazoa; Chordata; Mammalia; Artiodactyla; Bovidae
Gene: AKR1E2
Product: aldo-keto reductase family 1 member E2
Exons: 10
Coding region: 133-1044 (303 amino acids)
Cellular component (GO): cytosol
Molecular function (GO): aldose reductase (NADPH) activity
Source: RefSeq, a predicted model, not a curated record
UUGGCUUCUUUCGCCGCCUCCGCGCAGUCAGCCAACCCGGGUGGCCUCUGCUGCUGCCGGCAGCUAGUCCGGCGUCCACUCGGGUAGCGGCCCUAGGGAGCCGCGCGGGCAGGCGGGGACGCGCUCCAAGCCAUGGAGGAGAUACCUGUCUUGGGCCUGGGCACCUGGAAGGCGGCUCCAGGGGAGGUAACAGAGGCUGUAAAAGUGGCGAUAGACGUGGGCUACCGGCACUUGGACUGCGCCUAUGUGUACCACAAUGAGAAUGAGGUCGGAGUGGGAAUCCAGUCCAAGAUCAAGGAGGGUGCGGUGAGACGGGAGAACCUGUUUAUUGUCAGCAAGCUCUGGUGCACCUGCCAUAAGAAGUCCCUGGUGAAAGCAGCCUGCACCCGGAGUCUGAAGACCUUGAAGCUGGACUACUUGGACCUCUACCUCAUGCAUUGGCCCAUGGGCUUCAAGUCCGGAGAGGCAGACUUGCCGGUGGACCACAAUGGCAUGAUCAUCCCCAGCGACACGGACUUCCUGAACACGUGGGAGGCCAUGGAGAACCUGGUGGCCUCAGGCCUAGUGAGAGCCAUCGGGGUGUCAAACUUCAACCAUCAGCAGCUCAAGAGACUUCUGAAUAAACCCAACUUGAGGUUCAAGCCGGUGACCAACCAGAUCGAGUGCCACCCGUAUCUCACUCAGAAGAACCUGAUCAGUUUCUGCCAAUCGAGAAAUGUGUCCGUGACAGCUUACCUGCCCUUUGGUGGCUCCAGUGGGGGGAUGCACCUGAUGGAAGACCCUACUAUCCAGACGAUCGCUCAGAAGCACAGGAAGUCCGCAGCCCAGAUUUUGAUCCGAUUUCAGAUCCAGAGAAACCUAAGAGUGAUUCCCAAAUCUGUCAACCCAAAGCGGAUUCUUGAGAACUUCCAGGAAAGUGUGUUUGAUUUUGAAUUAUCAGAAGAGGAUAUGACUGACCUCCUCGGCCUGGACAGGAAUCUCCGUUUGUCUACGUUCCCCAUAACUGAAAAUCACAAGGACUAUCCCUUCAGAGAAGAGUUCUGAGGAUCCUGCUCAGCCCAGAUGAAUCCUUGCCAACGCAGGGCAGCCCUGGACAGGGCAGGGGACACAGAUUGAUUUGGGUGGGCUCCCUGAGAAGUCCCAAGAACUGAAUAUGGUCUGUGCCUGAAGGUGGAGGCUUCAUGAGAGCAGCGAUCGCUCUCCACCGAGACCCAUUCAGGUUUUAGAAUCCGAGGAGCCCACAGUGCGCUGGGUUCUCACAAGUGCAUGGCGCGGACUGCACCCUCAAACAAGGAUAUUCGAUGACUCGUGAAUAAUUUGCCUUCACAUUAAAAAGAAAAAAAAGAAUCUUGCUAUGGAAAUGUUGGAAUGUCUACAGUAUAAGGAACCUCUACCCCCAUCACUCAGCUUCAGCCAUUGUCAGUCCCUGGCCCUUCUUGCUUUGUCUCUGAUCCUCUGUUCCCUGCCAAUCCCCCCAGACGGUUUUAAAGCAAAAUUCUUACACAACACACAACAAAAGGGUGUGCUCAGCCGCCUGCCACUGUCCCAUCCCUCACUGAUGCUAACGUGCUGCCAUAGGGAACAGGUUUUCCAUAGCCUGGGAAAAAUGAUUUCUAACCUGUCUAAAAGACAAAGUAAUAAAACCAUAAUGCAGUUCUUAUAAAUGAGGAAAUGAUGAAUUCCCAGUUUAAAAGGAUGAUAUUGGAGGAGCACAGUAACUAACAGUUAUCGAUUACUUACCACGUUGUGCUGUGUGGUUGUGUCCAACUCUUUGUGACCC